UCAAAGCAGGUGGGUAAACCUACCCGUGAAUCAAGACUACUGUUGCCCCAAAGCAUCCUGCACGGCUGAGAUGCUGCACUUGGGGGUUUUGGCCCUGUUGGUCGCUCCGUCCCCAUCCCAUGUUGUCUUUGUGUCCUGCAGCCCCAGGUGGAGCCCGGUGGAUGGAUGGGGUUUGCACAUUUCAUUGCAUGUCUUUCGCCUCCUUUGCUGCUUUUCUACAUCCCUUGCAUAAUAAACUGCCUGUGAGUUGGUGCAUUACACUGAGGUGCUUCAGUCAGAGAAGGAGUUCCAUGGUGCGGCGAAGCGAAAUGAUACAGCCAGGAUGGAGGAACUCAUCAGCAGAGGAGUUGAUAUCAAAGCCAAAAACAAUGCAGAGCGGAGUGCCCUGCACUGGGCUGCGGGAGCCGGGAGCGCGGAUGCUGUGCGGCUGCUGCUGGAUCACGACGUCCCUGUGGAUGAUGAAGACAGUUUUGGAAUGAAUGCUCUUCUCCUGUCUGCCUGGUUUGGCCAUCUCCGUGUCCUGCAGAUCCUUGUCAAUGCUGGGGCCAAGAUUAACCGUGUCAAUAGGAAUGGCAGGAACCUGCUUCACUGUGCAGCUCAGAGGGGACACAUCCAGGUCAUGGAGUUCAUCAUGGAGAACUUGGAGGAUGUAUGUGUGGAUGAGACAGACAAGAUGGACAGGACAGCGUUUCACCUGGCCGCGGAGUACGGGCAGCGGGAGGUGGUGGAGUUCCUCAUUCGUCUGGGUUGUUCUCACAGUGCCAAAGACAAGGAAGAAAAUACAGCAUUGCAUUUAGCUGCUAAAAAUGGACACCUCUCUGUGCUGGAGAAGAUUAUAGAUGUCGGAGUGGACCUUGAUGAAAAAAACUCAGAAGGACUCACGGCUCUGCACCUGGCUACUGAGGGGGGACACAGCCUCUGUGUGAAGCUGCUUGUGGAAGCAGGUGCUGAUGUCAAUGCCCAAACCCAGAAAAAGAUGAACUGCCUUCAUUAUGCAGCACUGCAUGGCUAUGAGGAGAUAGCCAGGAUCCUCAUGGGUGCAGGAAUCCACACGGACACUCUCAAUCAUCAAAAUGCAUCAGCAACACACAUUGCAGUCCUGCAGAACUUCCCAGCCAUGGUGAAGCUCUUCAUCAGUGCAGAGUGUGACCUUGACAUUCCAGAUAAUAGGCAGCAGACCUCACUCCACAUCGCUGCAGAGCAUGGCAGGCAGGACAUUGCUGAGAUGAUUCUCAUUGCAGGAGUUAAUCUGAAACUGACAGACAAGCAAGGGAAAACAUCUCUGGAUGUUGCUGCCCGAGGCAAUCACAUCAUCUUGGUGGACAUGAUUAUCAAAGCUGAUCGAUUUUACAAAUGGCAGAAGGACAACCUGAACAGCAACUCUGGCUCAUGGGUGGCAAAGCACUUGACCUUUAAGCAGGAUCACAGGCUGGAAACACAGCACAUUCGCUCAGUCAUGUGGAGAUUAGCCACUAAGUACCUCAAACCCGGGGAAUGGAAGAAGCUGGCACAUUACUGGAAAUUCACUGAUGACCAUGUUAGGGCCAUUGAGCAGCAAUGGACAGGCACUAAAAGCUACAGGGAACACGGCCACAGAAUGUUGCUGAUCUGGCUCCAUGGUGUGAUCACUGCAGGAGAAAAUCCAAUCAAGGGACUGUAUGAAGGCCUGGUGGGGAUUGGGAGAAGAGAUUUAGCAGCAGAUCGUUCUCUCUUACAGAAAGUAUCCGGAAAAAAGCAAAUGCAGACUCCACCUCUCCACGGAAGUGCACAGCAAUGUAACACCAGUAGCAUCCUCAGCCGGUCUCAGAGCUACAGGAGAAACACUUCUCUGCUGCUGAGAAGGCAGAUGCAACCUAAGGGCUCCUUCUGGACAGGAAAUGACAAGGAUAAAACAAAUGCUCAUGGUCAAAAAUACCUCUACACAGAAGGGAGAUUUUUAUCAGCAAUUUCAAAUGGUCUGGGUACUAUAAUGAGUUUGGUGAGCAAGCCUUGUCAUACUGCAUCAGGAAAUAUUACAGUUUUACUGUAACUUGUCUGCAGCAUAUUUUUGUAUAUAAAUUUUCAAUUGUUUUUAAGUUAAUGAGGGCAGAGGCUUUGUUUUCAGGAAUGUUCUUUACUUAUUUGUAGGGGGUGUCUCAUGCCCUAGGCAUGUUCAUAUAUUCCCGCCAUAAGAGAACUGAAGCAAAAUCAAAGCUACUCUUUGGUCCUUUUGGAACCUGAGGGAUUGUGAUCUUUAAUGCUUUGACUCUUCACAAAAUUUUGAGAAGAAUAUUAGCAUAUGCUGUUUAUAAAUGUACAUAAAUAUGUAUGUUUAUAAACCAAAUAGGUGACUCUAACCUUUUCGAAACAUGUUUUCAUUUGUCAUGUUAUCCUUCAUAUUUAUUUUUUACAGCAUCUCAAGGGGAAAAUAAUGUCUGUACUUCAAUAAAUCUAGAUUUUACCCUUUCAAGUUGCAAGUUAUAUCUUGUCAUCUUUAAUAAAAAGUGACUACAGCAUUCUUUCUAAGAGCUAAACCAUACAACCUUAUAGUUAAAGCUUGAGAGGAAUUCAAGCAGGUGGUGGC
Molecule: messenger RNA, 2563 nt
Organism: Oenanthe melanoleuca
Lineage: Eukaryota; Metazoa; Chordata; Aves; Passeriformes; Muscicapidae
Gene: ANKDD1A
Product: ankyrin repeat and death domain containing 1A
Exons: 15
Coding region: 323-2029 (568 amino acids)
Biological process (GO): signal transduction
Molecular function (GO): protein binding
Source: RefSeq, a predicted model, not a curated record